Molecule: messenger RNA, 4332 nt
Organism: Xiphophorus maculatus (southern platyfish)
Lineage: Eukaryota; Metazoa; Chordata; Actinopteri; Cyprinodontiformes; Poeciliidae
Product: zinc transporter 2-like
Exons: 8
Coding region: 138-1226 (362 amino acids)
Biological process (GO): response to zinc ion; zinc ion transmembrane transport
Cellular component (GO): plasma membrane
Molecular function (GO): zinc ion transmembrane transporter activity
Source: RefSeq, a predicted model, not a curated record
AAAAAUAUUUGAGUGUUUUUUCUUUUUUAUUUGCAUCACUCCCAUCAUUGGCUCCCGUAGCGCUCCACCCUUGCCAGAUAACGUGUGUUAGAACAGGUGGCAGGUUUCCAAGCUCUAAGGCAAAAACACCUGAAAGUAUGGACUUGCCGUCUGACUCGGAAACACAGCUCCUCGUUGAGACUUACCUGGAGCCUCUCACAAGGUCGAGUCCUAUGGGGAUUAGGAAUCCGGAUUCGGAGCUCAGUGAAGACGACUGCAGCGCGGGGCAGGAGUCGAGCGACGUGUCAAAGUCUGAGAACAAGACGAGACGUGUGGCCAGAAGGAAGCUCCUUGUCGCGUGCGCCGUCAGCCUCGUCUUUAUGGCCGGAGAGGUGAUCGGCGGAUACGCGGCUCACAGUUUGGCCAUCAUGACGGACGCGGCUCACCUUCUGACGGACUUCGGCAGCAUCGUGAUCAGCAUCUUCUCCCUGGAGGUUUCGUCCAGGCCUCAAACUCAAACCAUGACUUUCGGCUGGCACCGAGCAGAGAUUCUGGGGAUGUUCCUCUCCAUCGUGUCGGUCUGGGCCGUGACGGCGGUUCUGGUCUUCUCAGCCGUGCAGAGGAUCGCUGAGGGCGAGUACGACAUCGACGGCCAGAUCAUGCUCGUGACCUCGGCCUGCGCCGUGGUUGUCAACGUCCUGAUGGUUCUGAUUCUUCAUCAGUCCGGUGCCUCACACGGCCACAACCACGAGGUCCCCAUAGCGCAGAGGGACAAACGGACUCGGGGUCGUCACCACGGCAACGCGAGUGUGAAGGCGGCCUUCGUCCACGUGUUGGGCGACCUGCUGCAGAGUGUCGGCGUCCUCCUGGCUGCUAGCAUCAUUCACUUCUGGCCUGAGUAUAAAGUGGCAGAUCCCCUUUGCACCUUCCUGUUCUCAGUCGUCGUCGUCGGAACGACACUUCCCGUCUCGAAGGCCGUGUUCAGGAUACUGAUGGAAGGCGCUCCUCAGGGCGUCGGCUCCGUUAGAGAGCAGCUACUGUCCGUGGGAGAAGUCAAAGCCGUUAACGGUUUGCACACAUGGAGCCUCAACAUGGACCACUCUCUGCUUUCCGCACACAUCGCUAUAGAUGAAGGUGCGGAUUCACAGAUCGUCCUCAGGAAGGCAACAAAGCUCCUUCGUUCCAAGUUUGGUUUCUCCAGCAUCACAAUCCAAGUGGAGCGAUGCAAGGCUUCAUCCAAAAGAUGAUUCUGAUUGGCUGCUCCCUCUGUGGCAACCAGCUGCAGCUGGUUUUUAAAAGCUGUGUCCAUUAUUUGGAGUAUGCAUAAAGUUUUCACCCAAACACCAUGGAAAUGAAUGUCAAUCUUAUUAUUCCAGGAUGAAAUUAAAAAUUUUUUUUUUUGAGUUUAUUGUUUGCUCAAAUGACAAGUGAAUAAAUAAAUAUGCCCCCUGCUAAGAUUUGGUUAAUUUGUUUUAAAUCAAUCUUAUUUGUAGAGUAAGUAAAGCUUACUUAAAUUGGUUGGUUACCUGGACAACACUUUUGUAAGCAUUGGGUAUAAGCUUUCACUUGGUUUUGCCUUUUAUUUAUUUGUAGAGACAAUGAAUUUUAAUAAACGCAGCGUAAAUAUGAGAUUGUAGCCAACGUUAACUAAAUUUGUACAAUAACCAGAUGGGUUUUCUCAAAGGAGAGGCUAUAACUCUAAAAUAUACAUAUUAAUAUAUCAAACCAAUGUAUUUACAUGAAUGUAAAGAACCUAAGCAAGAUUAUAUUGUACUGUAUUCCACUUUUUAUACAUACAAUUUCCCUUCUGAAGCAAAUUUCUGAAUGACUGGUUGAAGUCAGGGUUGGUUUUGGCAACAUUCUUCUCCAUAAAUAACACAGCCAACGCAUCGAGACGAUCCAGUUCAUGAUGCCAAUUCACAUUGGAGCUAUAGAAAAGUAGACAAUUAUAAUAUGUAGGGCCUGUUUUAAGGUGUGCUCCCCACUUUUUAAUUAUCCGUGCCUGGUCAGAUCCUGCUGUUUGGAUAAAGGAGGCAGGGAAAGCAGAGUGAAGCAUUAGCUAGCAAAACUUAAUGUAGCGAAGCUUUGCUAGCUUUGGCUUAGCUUCCACCUCCAAUGUUCUCUUUAAAUUCAUACGCAGUUUUUCUUUCUUCCCCUCUCUGCAAUAGAUUUAAAUAAUUCAAUACUCGAAAACAAAUGGAAACAUUUCGCGUAUUUAUUGAAAAUGAAAAAAUUUACAAAAGUAUUCACGCUUUUCACUGAGAUCUUGUGGGAGGUAACGGCUGUAUUUGUGGCAAAACUUGUGUCAGGAAAAAAAGCAGGAAUGUGACAAAGAGCUGAACAUGUCUGCUGGACUCAGAAGGGUUAAUGAAACAUCUGUGAUGUUAAAACCACAUUCAGACAGAAGUAGCACUUCCUUUUUUUUUGUUCUGCAAGUGAGUCAGAGGCAGGGCUCAGAAAGAGGAAGGCAGAGGGGAAACAAAGCGUUAUUCACCAACUGUUCAGGAGCGUUUAUGUUAAAGAACGAGAUUAUUUCCACCAUCAUGGCGGCCGUAAACAAACCCACUUUGAGGAGGGAGCAGCUGAGAAAACCCUCAGGAUUAAAAAAAACAAAAACAUAGCAGUGAGUUCCACUCACUCAACCAUAAGGCACCGCAGAAAUCAACUUUUUAUUCUUACUUUGGGGCUAAGAAGAGUUUUUUGUUUGUUUGUUUGUUUAAUUUCCAUAAAGAUUUGUUUGAGAUUUACACAUCUCUGCUGCUUUUCUUCAGUUAAAGCAGAAAAAUUCAAACGCUGGGUUUGCCACAAUAAAUGGCUAAAGAUUUUAACCGAUCAGGUGUCGCCGUGCAUAUUUUUUUGGGAUACUUGGGGGGUUUUGUGUCUUGCUUUAGCAUCAUCAUGAUUAGUUUAUUUUCUAACGGUUCAGAUCAGGUGGAGUGUAGUCCCUCACCACACACGAUAGGGAGGUUAUACAGUACAAACAACAGAUUGGCUUAAAGGAUAUGUACAAACUAUUCGACCCUUAUGGAGAUUAAAGAUGGUGUUAUCAAAACAAACACUCGAUUAAGACAACGAUAGCUGCUAUUGGAAUACAUUUUGUUCCGUCUUUUCCCCCACCAUGUAACAGUUGUAAAAGAAUAAAAAGGAACCACAUGACGCCGGCUCCGCCCCCAUGCGGAAGUAGAGCAGUCCUCCGACAACCACACAAUUAUUAAGGCAGACUAACGGACCUCAAUGUGUUGCCCUGGACAUUUUUUGAAUCAUUUUUGCCUUAUAAACCGGUUACGUCAUAGCGUGGCGACAAGGCCUGUCCGAAUUCCAAGACUACUUCAAAUGAGUCCUCCUUUCCCCCAUAUUUGGAGUUUGGGUCCGGUGUAACCUUCACGGCCCACCAUAUCCCAUAAUUCACUGCGGGUCCCAACAGGGCGUUCAGGCAGAGCGUCAAUGGCGGUGAAGAGCGACCAAUUAUUUUUGCUAUAUUACACUUUAAAUGACAACGUGAUUUGGUACAACGUUUUUAGGCGAGAAUGUAAGCAUGUAAGUCUCAAGUAUCUGCUCGGUUCAUCAAUACGUCACCUAAUUGCAAUAUUGCUCGGACAUUUUCGGACAUGUCUGCUCCCGCUGCGUUAGCAGCUAGCUCCCCUCGCCAGCUGUUAGCUGGCCGGGCGCUCCAGGUUCGGUAUACCGGGGGAGAACGCCCGACUCCCGGCACAUUGUUAUAAAAACUCCCGCUAGCUUUCCCCAGUGAGUGGAAGUUAAACACCGAUAUUAUUCAGACGGGCAAUAUCUGGUAGAAAAAUGUUUAGUUUACUAACGUAUUUCAAAGCAGAGCAAAUCGGUUUGAUUGAUUAAAAGUUAAGCCUUCAAACAUAAUAGGUUUAUUUAACCGUAAUGUCUUAUCUGAGAUCUGGAGAGUAUUAUAUUUGUAAAUGAAUAAUUUGCUUAUAUGUAUUCCUUGUAGAAAAGUGCAAUACACGUUUGAACAUUUUAGAAUCACACUAACAGAUUUCCUUUUUUACUAUGCAACACCCUUUACUAUAUGUUAUAUAUAUAAACACAUAGGAUAUACUGUAUGUUCUACAUACAGCCUAUGUAGGACCCAUCCUACAUAGGCUGUAGACCCUGAAUUCGGACACAGCUGGUAAGUCUUAGCACGGAGCCUGAGACGUUAGGAGCCCUGAAUCGAUAGCACGGAGCUAUCAGUAAGUAUCGUUAUGACAAAAACUGGGAUGUUUACUACCAGUUACCUUCGUGGUGCUGACUAACGUGGUAGUUCCCGUUCAUCAGUUUCAUUCAGCUGGACGUGAGGUGGUUCUGCAGUUCAUGAUCCAUUUCUUGUGUUAUUCCAGACUC